This is a messenger RNA of Octopus bimaculoides (California two-spot octopus), 5160 nucleotides long. Its product is annotated as major facilitator superfamily domain-containing protein 6-like. The record is from RefSeq and is a predicted model, not a curated record. Gene Ontology annotation, cellular component: membrane. Lineage: Eukaryota; Metazoa; Mollusca; Cephalopoda; Octopoda; Octopodidae.
GUUACUUUCCAAAACUAUCAGGUUUAUAGUAUUGUUUGUAAUGUGGUGGCAGUGAUGGUGAGAGUAUAUUGACGUGACAACAGCGCCAGCUGUUACUACGUCGCGUAGUCGGAGGUUCCCGGCUGAGAACUUACAACAAUUAACUUCGUUACACAACUGAACAAAAAGCUACUUGGCACUUAUAUCAUUCCUCUAACUUCUUUGACAAUUGACUAACUCGAACUUACCACCGCAGUUGAUCUUCAGUGCCAUGAUUUCCUGAUCACCCCAAUGAAUCUUGAGCAUUAUUAGCUCCACCGACCAUGAAUAAUCCAAACUCUAUCAACCUCCCUCGGGCUAUAUUUAUUUUCAAUGUUUUCCAUUUAUUUUUUGCAGCGGCCAAGGCAUCACUAUUUCCUUUUCUUACUCUGUUUUACAGACAUCUUGGCCUCACUGCCACUCAAACAGGUUACCUUAUGGCUGCAAAAAUGCUUUCAACAUUUGUUUGGGUUCCUGUGUGGACAAAAUACUCCAUAAAAUUAAAAAAAAGACGCCUCUUCUUAGUUUUCUCGAUAAUAAUGAUGUUAGCUACAAACCUUUCUAUCUGGCUAGUAUCUGGUUCUAUCGACACAUUUUUAAAAGAUAAUUGUCUUUUACUAGAAGCUAAACAGCAUAUGCUGGCUUCUAAUGCAACACUAUCAGCUUCAAAAUCCCAUCAAAAUGUAACUCCAAUCUUUUCAUCAACUACUGAAUUUCCAAACAUUUAUAUGAAAAACAAUGAGACACAAGAACCUGUUCUUAAUAUAACAGAAUAUUUCUCAACAUUGGUAACAAAUCCUCUUUAUUCUAAGACUUCAAGUGGAAAUGAUUCAGAAACCACUAAUGAAACAGACUCGUACUUUCAGUCAACUGAGACCCUGUCUAAAAAUGGAAAAUUAAAUAAAUAUUGGAGCACAAGUAAAGAAUUACCUGCUGUAUUAAAUGGAAGUCUACAAAAUGAUGAUACACACCUGCAAGUAAGCAAGGCACCACAGGAGUGGGUAAAGCGGAAUGUUCAGCCACAGUCUACAACCAAUCCUCUUGAAACAUCAACAACAAUGGAUUCUACAAAUGGAUCUUGGAAUAUGCAGUUUAUGUGGCAAGGCUUCAAGGCUUGGAUUCAGGAUGUAAAGGCAAAUGAACAGACUCAAGUCUUUUUUAUAUUAUUAACAAUAAUAUUAAUUGGAGAGAUCUUUGGUUCUGCUGCAGAAAAAAUUUCUGAUGACUGUUGGUAUGAUCUUCUUGAUUCUUUAGAUAUACUUGAAAAAUAUGGCUCACACCGUAUUUGGAGUUCUUUGGCUUUCCUCUUGGUGCCUACUGGAAUUGGAGUGCUAGUUGACCAUACUCAGUGCCAACUACCUUUACAUAUGAACCAUAUUCUCAUACACUGCUUUGCAUUUGCUGCUUUUCUGAUUAUUUCAUUGUGUUUCGCUUUUGUGUUUCCUUCACCAACAUUUGAAAAGUGCAUUCCUGCAAUACGCCACAGGAAAGGAAUUGAAGUAACAUGUUUUGGCUGUCAUGGUUUUGUGUAUAUGAUGACAGUUUUUGUAAUGGGUGCUGUUUAUUCAACUAUAAGCAAUUUCUUAUUCUGGUACCUUGAAGACAUUGGAAGCAAUGAAACCAUUAUGGGUUUAUGCAUACUUGUGAAUACUUUCUCAGAAAUACCAGUGUUACUCUAUGGAGAUUACCUGGUACGAUACUUGGGUCCAGCAGGAACAACGUGUUUUUCAAUGGUUUUCUGCAGUAUAAGAGUUUUUGUUUACAGCUUUGUCUAUUCUCCUUGGUACUUCCUUCCUCUGGAAGUGCUUCAUGCUUUAACACACACCACUCUGUGGUAUGCUGUGUUCAGCAACCCUAUCUUUAAUAUCAGCCCUGAUGUUGAUCGCACUAUUCGUAAUAUUUUGUCUUCUGUUUAUUUUGGAAUUGGUUUCUCUGCUGGAAGUAUUGCAUCUGGUUAUGUUGUGGGCAGUUAUGGAAUUGCAGUCCUUUUUCGUGUUGUUGCAGGAAUUUGUUUAGUAUGGUGUAUAGUGUUCUUCUUUAUUGAAAAGUACAUGCCACGUGAAAAGUCAGUUCGUUACCAACGUUUACUGCAGAUGGAUGAAGGAAAUAACAGUGAUGAUUCAUCUGCUGUGGAAGCUGAUUGGUUAGAACAAGCAAUGAAGAGUAACUGAAAUCACCCAGUGUUGAAGAUGUGAAUCAGAAACUUUCUGACAUUAUAAUUACAUUUAUUUUAUGUAUUAUUUAUUUUACAUGAAUGUAUGUAUUUAUCUGAUAUGCAAGUAUGUAUAUAAUCACACAUGAGAAUAUUUUUAUGAGUAUAAACAUUCAUUCACUCAUUUAUACAGAGGGAGGUUGAUAAACUAUUUUCAGUAUUUGAUAUAUAUUUGUAUAAAAAUGUAUAGAGGUUGUGUGUAACAAGUUGACAAUUAGAUUUUGUGGUGUUUCUUUUGUUUGUUUACUUUUUAUUGUUUUACACUCAUCCAUAAUACAUGCAACAAAACCUCAGGUAUAAAUAACUUACUGCUCAAAAUCUUACUGACACAUUAUAUAUAUGAAUAUAUCUAUAUAUUCCCUUGCAAUUUCACUUGAUUUAUUUCAUGAUGAGGUAAAACCUUUAAAAAAAAGAAGUAAUAACUUCAUUCAUAAUGUUAAUAAAAAUUUUUCUGUCAUAUUAAAUGUUAAAACCAUAAAGUUGAAUAAAAGUUAUUGGUUCUGGUGAACAUCUGAAGGUCAGUUCCAGUAUGAAAACUACAAAAACUGUAACUAUUGAUCAUUUGAAUUUGAUAGGUUGUACAUUGAGGGUUCAUAACAGAACUGGAGAGCAAGUCAGAUUAGAUGUAAAAGAAGAGCCGAAUUCUUGUUAAAUUUCAUCAGAUAUUACAAAUAUCAAGAACAACCAAAUUCUUUCAAAUUUUUCCUUCUCCAAUAUAUAACACAUUAGAGAUCAUUAAUUCACAUAAAAUGCAUUUUGAUUUACUACAAAAUCUCUAAAAUAUCAGCAGAGCAAAAAAAAAACAAAAAAACUCUUGUGAAAACAUUAAUUUCUGUAAUAGUUGAAUGACAGUGAGUUAGAAGAAAUUGAUUAUUAAUGUAUGAAUAUAAAUAUCAGUUGCAUUAUAUGGCAUAACAGAAUGUGGUGGAUUGGCAAGAUCAUUUAUAUAUUGGAUAAAAUCCUUCAUAUUUCUUCGAGCUUUUUAUGUUCUGAGUUCAAAUCCUACCAAGGUCACCUUUGCCUUUCAUUCCUCUGGGGUCAAUAUAAUUGUCUAACCCUACUCCCCCUCAAAGUUGCUGGCCUUGUACCUCACUUAGAAACAUUUCACAUUGCAAUAACAUAUUCUAAAACCCUAAAAUGUAUUCAUUUUUAAUUUCAAGCAAAAUCACAAAAAAAAAAAAAAGAAAGAAAGAAAAAAACCCCUCAAAAUAUUCUGAGUUAAUUUUUUAAAUCUUUUUCUUGGAUUUCAUCUCUUGCUAACUCAAAAUUUAGAAAGUUUGGAGUGCAAUGUUACAGGGAAGAUGAAUAGAAAGAUGCUAUGUUAUAAAAACAACCCAGUGCACAUAACAAGAAUGAAUUAAAAUGAUAGCAAAUUAUUGCAAUUAUCACCGGCUUAAAAAAGGUUCCCUAAUUCUUCUUUAUUCUGACACCCUGCAUUUUGAAUUCAAAUCCCAUUGAAGUGAGCUUUGUCUUUCAUCUUUCUGCAGUUGAUAAAGCAUUAGUCUAGGGUUUUUGGAUAGGUAGAAAUGUUCAAGCACUAGAUGAAAAACCUUGUAGUAUUUGUUCUGGUUCUUUAUGUUCUGAGUUAAAUCCUGCCAUCACUUACUUGGGUGGUAGACUUAAUCCAUUACCUAGUUUAACAAAGUGCCUUUAGAAGAGUUCACUCUGUUGAAAGCAUUCAGGCCAUGUCUUUAGUUUGAGGAUACCUUCCCCUCUCCUUCCAGUCUUGGAGGCUCUGUAAGGGAUUAUGAGGAUUGCCUUUCCCUCUCAACUGAGAGAUAAAAAAACAAUCAAGUGAGAGUCUUGGUGCUAAAAACAAGUUGAGAGGAAUAUUGCAAUCAUUAAAUUCACAAAGAUCAAAAUUCAACAAAUGCCAUUUUGAUGCAAUAUAACCAAAAUUCUCAUAGGGGUCACUAAAGAUGAGAACAGACCCUAUCAUCAGGUAGGACAAGGGGUGUGUGGAGAGGAAGCAGCUCUCAUAACAGUCAGAAUUGUAAAGAAUAAUGUAUACUAAACCCUGCAGCUGACACAAGAAUAAAGAAAAAAAGAGUGCUUGAUCCAUGUCAGCAUUUUUACACUUUCCUGAUCUCCCUACUCAUGCACCCUGAGUACUCCUUUACCAUUCCAUUUAUGUUCACAAUUUUGUACCUUGAGAGUAUGCCCUGGCAGAUCUCUACCAUCUCUCUCUCACUCUGAUUGGGAUAACCAUGUAUCUCCUCUGCAGCAAGACACCUAUUUCUGUCCCUUUACCAUAGUUUAACCUCUCGUCACCUGACACAAAGCCAUCUCCUUCAAUACCACUCCCCCUCUCAGUCGAAGGAUCUUUGUCUUGCAAGUUAUGUAGUAACCUUGCCAGUGCAGUGCUGGUGCCACUUAAAAAGCAGCCAGUUCGCUCUGUAAAGUGGUUGGCAUUAGGAAGGGCAUCCAGCCACCAAACCAUGCUGAAGCAGACUUCACUGGUGUUGGUACCACAUAAAAAGCAGCCAGUCCAUUCUGUAAAGUAGUUGGCAUAAGGAAGGGCACCCAGCUGCAAAAACCAUGCCAAAGUAAACUGUAGAGCCUGGUGCUCAACCCAUGCUAGCAUGGAAAACAGACAAAUGAUGAUAGGGCCUGCUAUUUUUACAUGAAAAAGUGAUGAAUCACAUAGGUGCUCCUUUAUUAGCAUGUAAUUUGAUGAUUUUAGUAGGAACAGAGUUAUGUAUUAAAAUUGUCUGCUAAGUCAGAAACUGAAGUAGAACCAAAGAAUUAGCUGCCAGUUUGAAUUUGGAAGUAGUUGAAAAUGCAAAUAUAAGGAAAGCUAAAUGUUAUUUAGGAAAUUAUAAGAAUAUACUCUUCCUAUGUCUUUGUUUUGAUACAGAAAUUGCCAGAGUAGUGGUAAGUACAAGUUUUUCAAAGAUAGCAAAACAACUAAAGAAACAUUUGUAUUUUUA